Molecule: messenger RNA, 2151 nt
Organism: Phytophthora sojae
Lineage: Eukaryota; Oomycota; Peronosporomycetes; Peronosporales; Peronosporaceae
Exons: 9
Coding region: 1-2151 (716 amino acids)
Source: RefSeq, a predicted model, not a curated record
AUGCCGGUCACGUUCUCAAACGCGCUCAAUCGCGAGAUCUUGCUCUUCAGCUCGUACGAACAGUCGAACAACGCCAGCCGCACGAUCUUUCGCGAACGGGCCGCAUUCGAGCCGCACGAUCAUUUUAAGAUUCGCCUCCGGUCGCACAAGUCCCGAAGACCCCGCAUCGCCGACGUUACCUUCUCUCAUGCGCACGCAGGCACCGCUGAUACUUGCACGGCCGGAGGAUUUCCUGCCAACAUCGUUGUGAAGCCUGACCAGCACGUUUACGUGCGAGUGCUCCGGACCCGGCCCGACCAUGCUGUCGUUCAAGCGUUUCGCGACUCCUCGCGCCACGGCCAAGUCCGUCUCAAUGCUCUCCAAGAUCGUCUGGUGCCCGAAGAAGACGCCAAUACGGCGACGGGCGAACUUCUACGCAACGCGGCACUUACGUCUAUGGUCAUGUCCAGACCUAUCAAGGCAAGUCGGUCAACGUACAAUUCAGCAAUCAAAACGGCGGACACAACACGAGCGGCGCUUCGAGACUUCAACGUCACUGAGCUCGACCGAGUUCUCGGCACCGAUGGGAGUGAUGGCUCCAGAGAUGUUGCUGCCAUUUUGAACGGAGUCUUGCCUCGUAAUCAACAACCGGAUGGGUCCGAAUCGCGCACCUGGACCGACCCGACUACAGGAAAGAUGGCUACAUUUAGUCUGCAGCAUGCGGUGGACUACGCGUACUACAUGCCAAUGUGCAAGAUCCCGGGGAUCAACUUCCAACACGUCGAUCCGUACCUCGCUCCGACGAUCGAACCCGAACUCGAACUCGAAAUCGAAAUCGAACUCAACCUCGCACUCGAACUCGUGACUCGUCACUCCAUUUCGAUCCCAUCGCUUCUCCCACUGAGAAUUCAGCGCUCACUGCGCUACUCUCAGAGCUCGAGGGAGACGAUGCAGUCGUGGAUGACGCUGUCGAAAACGUCCUCGAGCGCCCCACGCCACCGUCAUCAGUACCUAGAUCGAAACAAGCGGCCAGCCGAGAGCGCCGACAUCAACUCUCGCCCAACCCAACGCCGUGCGCCAGGAGUCGAGCCGGCCAUGCCAUCGGCCAUUGACGCUCUGGAGAGAUCUCAAGCAGGGACAAACUUUCGACCUACAAGCUUGCAACAAGCCGUACAUGGGCUCAUCGUCCAUCCCGACUAUGCCGGUAUAACACCCCACCCAGCUAUCCUGUUGAAGCUUUUCGAUUUCGCGUUUGGCAUUCGUGGUCUCUCUUUGGCUCACCUGGAGCGGUUCGACCUGACUGCGCAGCGCAAGUGGCGUCGACAAGGUGUCAACAUGAACAAUUUUGCGGCCAGUGUCGAUCUACCUCGCUCUCGCUGUCUGACGACGAUGGCGGAGCUGUUCGAAGCGUUCUCGCUCCUUCAGGCCUUCGCGCUGAAGUUCUACAACGCUGCGACUCAGGAAUUUAUUACCGCUGCCAUGAGUUUUGCAGCAACCAUCACGGGUAUGGGCCUGUGGAAUGCGUCGGCGGUGGAUCUCAUCACGUUUUGGUUUGAUGGUGUCCUCGAUGAAUAUCGUCGGGCAGUCGAAGACCUGGCGGUGUCGGGUGUUGAUAACCGGGGACGCGUUCGACAGCGACUCGCCAUGAACGACCCUGAUUUCAUCAGCACUAUUCAUCUCGUCCACACGGAAGCAAAUGCAACUGCACUUAAAGAAUCACCGUACUUUCGAGAGGGUAUCGCCAUCACGAAGUCCUCCUUCACACUGUUCGACAUGGCGUUCGUCACCGUUUUCGUCAAUGUCUCGAUGAUUUCUUCUCUGAGGUUCCAGAAAAUCACAAGUCUGCUGGCGAUGCGGUCAACGCACUUCGGCGGAGCAUUCGUGACGGCCAGGAUGCUGGGACCCCGACUCAUCCACGACCUAUCUCAUCCAAAGAGGAGAUCGACGAACGCAGCAUCGGACCGCUCGCAACUCCCGACUAUACUCUACGUCCACGUUCGAGCCAUCGCCCGUCGAAUUGAAUAUCUACGCAAGCGCUACCCAAACCGGCGGAUCAUGAUGUUAAAGGGCGACGUGAAGAGUGCUUUUCGACAGAUAAUGCUGGCAGCAGAAAUUGAUCGCCCGGCCAUUACGGAGUUUUUGGAGGCGCCAUUUCGCAUCGCUUGGGGUUAG